Messenger RNA from Staurois parvus, 458 nucleotides. Lineage: Eukaryota; Metazoa; Chordata; Amphibia; Anura; Ranidae. The record is from the annotation of a GenBank genome assembly.
UGUACUGUCUGCAGUCUCUGGUCAUCCCCUGUACUUUCCACAGUCUCUGGUCAUUCCCUGUACUGUCCGCAGUCUCUGGUCAUCCCCUGUACUGUCCGCAGUCUCUGGUCAUCUCCUGUACUGUGUCCGCAGUCUCUGGUCAUCUCCUGUACUGUGUCCGCAGUCUCUGGUCAUCUCCUGUACUGUGUCCGCAGUCUCUGGUCAUCUCCUGUACUGUGUCCGCUGUCUCUGGUCAUCUCCUGUACUAUGACUGCAGUCUUUGGUCAUCUCCUGUACUAUGACUGCAGUCUUUGGUCAUCUCCUGUACUAUGACUGCAGUCUCUGGUCAUCUCCUGUACUAUGUCCACAGUCUCUGGUCAUCUCCUGUACUGUGUCCGCAGUCUCUGGUCAUCUCCUGUACUGUGUCCGCAGUCUCUGGUCAUCUCCUGUACUGUGUCCGCAGUCUCUGGUCAUCUCCU